AUGUUAUUAUAUCCAAUAAUAAGGACUUCUACCAUUAGAUUUUCCAUAAAACUCACAACAAAAUGGUCAAUUUCACCAAUAACUACAACAUCAAUACUAUCAAUACGAUAUAAUUCUACAAAUCAACCUUCAAAAUCAAAAAAACCUUCUCCACUUUCAACAUUAGCCAAAAAGCCAUUAUUUGAUCCUUCAAUUUGGACCGUACCCAAUAUUUUAACAUAUACAAGAAUAAUAGCGACUCCAUUUAUAGGUUAUUCUAUAGCAGUAGGGAACUCAACUUUAGCAUUAUCUUUAUUUACAUAUUCAUGUAUAACUGAUUUUAUUGAUGGUUAUAUAGCAAGAAAAUAUAAUAUGAAAUCAAUAGUUGGAUCUAUAAUUGAUCCAUUAGCAGAUAAAUUUUUAAUGACUAUAUGUACAUUAUCAUUAGCUUAUGUACAAUCAAUACCGUUUGGAAUAGCAACAAUAAUAAUUGGGAGAGAUGUAUUAUUAAGUUUUAUGUCAAUUUAUUAUAGAUAUAAAAGUUUACCAAAACCUAAAACUUUUGAUAAAUUUAUAAGUAUUGGACAAAUUCCAACAAUAAGUGUACAUCCAAAUUUCUUGGGAAAAUUUAAUACUGCAUUACAAAUGCUAUAUAUUGGAAGUUUAGUAUAUAGACCAUUAUUAGAAGGUAUUAUUUCAGAUCUUAUGUUUGAAGGUUUGGGGUGGUUUGUUGGUAUAACUACUUUAAUUAGUGGUGCUAAUUAUGUAUUUAAUAAAAAUUCAUGGAAAUAUGUAAAAUAA
Messenger RNA from Lodderomyces jiufengensis, 780 nucleotides. RefSeq names its product cardiolipin synthase. Bases 1 to 780 code for a protein of 259 amino acids. Gene Ontology annotation, biological process: cardiolipin biosynthetic process. The transcript has a single exon. Gene Ontology annotation, molecular function: cardiolipin synthase activity. Gene Ontology annotation, cellular component: mitochondrion; membrane. NCBI's taxonomy places the organism in Eukaryota, Fungi, Ascomycota, Pichiomycetes, Serinales, Debaryomycetaceae. The record is from RefSeq and is a predicted model, not a curated record.